GUCAGAGACAGCGGGUCAGUGUUUUCAGACUGUGAUCAGAGUCAGUCUCAGUGUGCAUCUGUGCCAUCAGCUCUAUACAGGACACUCAACUCAUCUGUACGUGUUUCAAGCCUCUAUUCUUCAGCAGCGUUCGGCAGUCCUGUGGAGAACAUGAUUCUGUCUCUGGUUUUGCUGGUUUUAAUUCAGAGUGCCGGUGUCACUCCGGUCACCGUCAGGACUCACAGUCCGAUAGUUGAGGUGCAGGAAAAUUCAGACGCUGAGCUCUCCUGUGACUUUAAGACCGAGCGCGAGAACAAUCCUCGCAUCGAGUGGAAGAAGAAAGAUAAGGAGGUGUCAUUCGUUUAUUUUAAAGGACACUUCACAGGGCCCUUCCAGGGUCGCGCGACCAUCGACGGGGCCACGGUACGACUCCAGAGAGUGACUCAGGCGGAUGCCGGCGAGUAUCGCUGUGAGGUGAGCGCCCCUCUCGACUCCAUCAAACUGGGAGAGACAAACGUCACGCUGAAGGUUCUGGUCCCGCCCCACACCCCGUCAUGUGACGUCCCGAGCUCCGCCCUGACGGGCUCACAGGUGGAGCUCCGCUGUAAGGACCAACACAGCAUCCCUCCAGCCAGCUACACCUGGUUCAAGGACAAGACGGCCCUGGUGCCCGUAUGGCACGCUAACGCCACCUACACGGUCGACGUGGUUACCGGUGUGCUGAUCUUUCAGACGGUCAGCAGAUCUGAUACGGGACUUUAUUACUGUGAAGCCAAAAACGGCGUGGGAUCUCCCAAACGCUGUGAGAGCACACACAUGCAGAUUGAUGAUCUGAAUGUUCCAGCAGUGAUCGCUGGAGUUGUUGUAGUGUGUAUUCUUGUGAUAUUGUGCACUUUUGGAGUGUGUUACGCCCAUCGGCAGGGAUACUUCAGCCGACACAGAGGAAGGUCAUUCUGGAUCGCACAGUGUCACGGUGUGGCGCACAUAAGCAGUCAGAACCUCAACAGAACUGAGCACAUACAACAUUCAGGCUACAGUCACCCGCCACAGGAAUCCCAGGAUUUCAAACACACCCAAUCGUUCAUGUUGUGAUGGAGAACAGACUCUGGAGAUCAUCUCUGGGUUCUUCUCUGCAGUUGGACUGAAAUGCAAUAAUGUGUGAAAUGUUUCUUGCAUUACAUCUCUCAAGCCUUUGAUGGACUGUAAAAUAAACAGAAAGGCUGUUUUGGGAGGUGUUUGAUUCUCUACUGACCCCCAGUUGACCCCUUUCGCAGCCCCUGCUGGCCAAGGGUACUAAUGGCCACUUGCGCCCCCUUGUGGAAACUCUGCAGCAGUAACAUGGAUUGAACAUGUUCCAGUAUGACCUUGUGCCUUACAAGCAGAACCUUUACUACUGUUGGUGAAAUGUUUUUGUGCCUUGUUUAUUUCAACUAAAUAUCAAGUCUGUUUAACUGGAGUGUGAGAAUGUAAAUCUUUGAAUGGCUGAUUUGCUGUAUUUUUUCAGUAUUAUCUUUUUUUAAAUAAAUAUUGAAAGUCUUGAA
This is a messenger RNA of Triplophysa rosa, 1520 nucleotides long. RefSeq names its product junctional adhesion molecule 2a (gene jam2a). The record is from RefSeq and is a predicted model, not a curated record. Lineage: Eukaryota; Metazoa; Chordata; Actinopteri; Cypriniformes; Nemacheilidae. The transcript is spliced from 11 exons. The coding region runs from base 151 to 1071 and encodes 306 amino acids. Gene Ontology annotation, biological process: leukocyte tethering or rolling. Gene Ontology annotation, cellular component: tight junction; protein complex involved in cell adhesion; cell surface.